Molecule: messenger RNA, 752 nt
Organism: Morus notabilis
Lineage: Eukaryota; Viridiplantae; Streptophyta; Magnoliopsida; Rosales; Moraceae
Exons: 5
Coding region: 1-615 (204 amino acids)
Biological process (GO): cellular response to nitrogen starvation
Source: RefSeq, a predicted model, not a curated record
AUGACUGAGCUCGGUGAAUUUGGCCAAGUUGCCUACAUAACCUCAUUGAGGGAUCAAGCCACUUUUCCCACUAUUUUCCCUCUUCCCACCGCCGCCGCUCAUUCUCUUCUCUCCACCGCCGCGCCUUGUCUUCUCUCCACCGCCGCUCCUUCUCUUCACGGUGGCCCUCUCUUUCUCUCAGAGCGUUUUCUUCUCAUUUCUUUGUCAGAUCGAUCUUUAUUUCUUCUCAUUUUUUUCACCCUCUCCACAGCCACUCGCCCGCGCCUUCUCUUCUCUCCACCGCGCUCUUUCUCUUCUCUCCACCGCCGCUCAUUCUCUUCACGGCGACCUUCUCUUUCUCUCAAAAGUCACCCACACCUGCGGCCAUACCUCUAUUCGGCAGCUCCAUUUCAAACUUUCAGAUAUCUGGUUCUUGCUGAUUUGACUGUUGGGCAGUUUGUGUAUGUGGUCCGUAAGAGGAUAAAACUCGGUGCCGAGAAGGCCAUCUUUAUAUUUGUGAAGAACAUUUUGCCACCUACUGCUGCUAUGAUGUCUGCAAUCUACGAGGAACACAAGGACGAGGAUGGUUUUCUCUACAUGACAUACAGCGGAGAGAACACAUUUGGAUCAUUCUGAGUAAGUCAGGGUGAAAGUUUGUAAAUAAGACUUGAAACAAGCGCUAUGAAACUGCAUAUAUUAAUUGCUUUCGCUCCUGUUUACGCUUGUGCAACUCCGGGAAUUCUUAAAUUAUUUAAAUGUUUAAUUAUUAAUCA